Messenger RNA from Molossus molossus (Pallas's mastiff bat), 411 nucleotides. RefSeq names its product transmembrane protein 272 (gene TMEM272). Lineage: Eukaryota; Metazoa; Chordata; Mammalia; Chiroptera; Molossidae. The record is from RefSeq and is a predicted model, not a curated record.
AUGGUCCUCUUCUGGUCUCUUCCUUUUGUGGGAAUGAAGUUUUUGGAGAUCUGCCCCACACAGCCCCACAUUUCUCUUCUGCUAGUGGGUGUGAUCAUCGGGGCCUUAAAGGUGUCUCUCCUGCUGUAUGACUUCACCAGGAAGCAGCUUAUGGCCAAGACUGUGGUGGUUGAGAAUGAUUAUGAAUAUCUCUGGAGGCAAAACUCACAUAAAUAUUACAUUCGCCUCUUCCUCUUCCCCUGGUUAACUCUGGGGAAUUACUGGGUCUUUUCUGAUUAUGUGCUUGGUUGUAUUCCCUCUUUCCAACAGCCUGUACCCCUUUGUGGUAGGGGACCUCAAGCUAACUGCGUGGUCUUGUCCUGCGCAGCGGUUUUUCUGUGUGUGGUCCCGGUGGAGAUGAACCUGCGAUGA